AUGAAUCAACUCCCUUCUCUUGACAAUUUAGAGUACUACAACGAAUUCGACAAGAACAUCGACGAAAGAGCACAUUGUGCAGUCGACGACGCCGGAAAGCUUAUCCCUACCGAUUGCGACAGCCCUGAAUACGCCCCGCGUCUCAAGAGCUUGGUGACCUUACUGGUCAGGAGGUUCAGGCGGACAGCUGCGAUGGAGGAUCUGCAGCACGCUAUUCUUCGCGCCCUUGAGAUGGUGGUGAAUUCGCCUCGCUGCCACCCUGACCGUGAGGCUCAGAUCAGAGAUUGGAUCAACAUGAUGCUGGAAAUGGCCGGCCUAAAGGGUUUUAAAGACGAAGACCUGGAAGAAGUGUUUGAGAUGGCUCGGCAGAUGGGCGUGACAGUCAAAAUGAUUCGAAGGGAACACAGCCAUGCUCCUCAUAAGGGCGAGUUGACCGCGGCAAGUCUUCACAUCCGGUAUCAGGGAUUGCUUUCUAAUAUGCGGAAUUCGGGUUCACAGCUGGAGCAAAUUGAUGUUUUCGACGAUGAAACGCCCACUGAAUCCGUUGACGUGCUCGAAGUCGUAGGCAAUGGACGUGUGGCUGCCUGGUCCGGAUAUCGACUCUACAAAAGGUUCGACACGACAGACUCAAUGGAUGAUCUCAACAGCGCCAUCGAAUUAUUAGAAAGGGCACUCAAAUACACGACUCGAAGUGAUCAUGAAUCCGGCGCGCGAAAAAUCCGCUUGACCAACCUCGGCGGUGCUUAUGGAGACCGGUUUGAACGCACAGGCUGGAUACCUGAUCUUGAACGUGCCAUCGAACUUACUACGGAAGCUUUGGACUCCAUGAACGAGUCCUUUGUUGAUGCGUUCAAGUUGGACUCGUUAGCUUGCUCGUUCUCCGGCCUGGAGACUUGGCUAAGUGUGCGCUUCAAACGAUUCGGUUUAGUUGAUGAUCUUCACAAGGCUCUUGACGCGGCGGAAAUGGCCGUCAAUCUUACGCCGCGUGACAGUCCCUGGUGGCCAGGCCGCAUGAACGAUGUCGGGCUGCGUCUAAGCGAGCGAUUCGACCGCUUUGGCGACAAAGAGGACCUUGAUCGGGCUAUCGAAUGCAUGGAGAUGGCGGUGGCGGCCACGGUGCAAAGCGAACAGAGUCUACUCAAAAAUUUGACCAACCUCGGCAACCAUCUGCACAGUCGGUUCAAAUUCACCAAUGCGGCCGCGAACCUAGAUCGUGCCGUGGAAGUUCUUGAAACAGCUCUCGACAUGUCGCCGCCAAAUCACUUCUUGCGUUGCAUUAACUUGAACAACCUUGCUCUCGCCCUUGAGGAGCGCUUUCAGCAACUUGGCAGAGACCAAGAUCUCGACCGCGCCAUUGAGUUGGCGAGAACUGCAGUUGACGAAACUCCCGAAAGCCACCCUGAUCGUAUAGAUAGAAUCCAGAACCUUGGACUGUGGCUCGACAGGCGAGCUCGGCAGAGCGGGUCAAAGGAUGACAACAAUCAAUCUAUCGCGGCUAUCCGUGCAGCAACUGAUGCGCUUGAAAGUUUCAAAGAGGGCUCGAGGUUGCAGAAUGCUGCACCUUUCGUUCGCAUCCGCUUGGCCACAGAUGCAUCUCGAAUUCUUGCCGCACGUUCAAAUUGGAAAGAGGCAAACCAGUUACUGGAGGAAGCAAUCAAUCUACUGCCUGCUGCCACGCCCCGGUCUUUGCAACACACCGACAAGCAAGAUAUGCUGGCAAAGUUCACGGGCUUAGCCUCUACGGCUGCUUCUGUCGCUCUCAACGCUGGCAAGAGCGCUUAUGAUGCUCUGAGGCUCCUGGAGCUAGGUCGUGGCAUUAUUGCCAGUCUACUGCUGGACAUGCGGGGAGAUAUCUCGGACUUGAAAGCGAAGCACCCUUCUUUGGCAACUGAGUUUCUUUCCCUCCGAGACGAAUUAGACUCGCCUGGAAACUUGCAAGCCUCAACAAAGUCUCAGAAUGAUGUUGGUGAUAUCUCUGCAUGGGAGUUGCAAGCAAGAAAGAGGCGUGUAACGGAGAAGAGGUUCGGUGAGCUCGUUCGAGAGAUCCAGGCACAGGAUGGGUUUCGCCACUUCUGUGGUGUCCCGGACGAGGACGAGUUCAAAGCCGCGGCGGUUUCAGGGCCUCUCGUGGUCAUCAACGUGGCGCGUUAUCGAUGCGAUGCAUUCCUUAUUCAACGCGACAGCAUCAGCGUCUUAGAGCUGCCUGCUCUAACCAAGGAACACGCCCAGGAACACUUCGGGAGUCUCAAGCUGUGUCUUGCAGGGCAUCUCGAUGGCAUGAAUGAGCUCCUGGAGUGGCUCUGGGUAUCGACCGCGCGUCCUUGUCUUGAUGCCCUCAACUUCACGAGUUCGAUAUCCGGUAGAAGCCUGGCAGAGUGGCCGCGUAUCUGGUGGAUUCCAACCGGACUGCUCAGCCACUUCCCACUGCACGCAGCUGGAGAAUACCGGGAGCGCAAAGGAGAGACGGUCCUUGAUCGCGUUAUGUCGUCCUACGCGCUAUCUCUAAGUCCAGUCGUCGGUCGAUUCUGCCCUCUUGCUGGCCAUGCCGACUACACCUGGCAAUGGGAGCCUGCUCUGGGCCCAACAGGAAGUGGACAUCGUGGCUAG
Molecule: messenger RNA, 2607 nt
Organism: Colletotrichum chrysophilum
Lineage: Eukaryota; Fungi; Ascomycota; Sordariomycetes; Glomerellales; Glomerellaceae
Exons: 3
Coding region: 1-2607 (868 amino acids)
Molecular function (GO): protein binding
Source: RefSeq, a predicted model, not a curated record